GCAGAAAAACAGCGUUCAGAGAUCGGAAAUAUCCACAAAUCCGUCGUCGUCAUGGACAAAGUGCAGGGAGGGAUGAAAUGCGUGAAAUAUCUGCUUUUCGUUUUCAACUUCAUCUUUUGGCUGUCGGGCCUGUUGGUGCUGGCGGUGGGACUCUGGCUCCGGUUUGACCCCGAGACAGUGCGGCUGCUGACGGCUGACGACGCCCCCGGCACCUUCUUCAUCGCUGUGUACAUCCUCCUCGGGGCAGGAGGGCUGAUGAUGGUCGUCGGGUUCUUUGGUUGUUUUGGCGCUGUGCGUGAGUCUCAGUGUCUUCUCUCAUCGUUCUUUACUUGCCUUCUGAUAAUCUUUGGAGCAGAGAUCGCUGCUGGAGUGUUUGGAUUCAUGAAUAAGGAACAGAUUGUUGAGGAAGUCCAAAAGUUUUACAGCAUCUCCAUCGCUGACCUCUCCUCUCCGAAUGGCACCGCAAUCGCAUCCUUGUACCACAAAACCCUGAACUGCUGCGGAGGUUCCACACCAGACGAGAUGAGCACGCUGUGUGCAGAGGAGGCUGAGAAGGCCCAGGACUGCCUCACUGCAAUAACAGAGUUCUUCAAUGAAAAGCUGCACAUCAUUGGAUACAUCGGGAUUGGGAUGGCAGGAGUUAUGAUCAUCGGGAUGAUCUUCAGUAUGGUCCUGUGUUGUGCCAUCAGGAACAACAGGGAGGUUAUAUAGAUGGUGAGUUGACCCCCAAGACCCCCUAAGCCCCUCCCCCCACCAGCCAGCCCAACACACGCUCACCGAUCCCUUCACAACAACCCGUCUGAUGGAGGAAAUAAAACGCCAAAGUUACAAUUCAAUGUCAUUUCUCAUAGUCCAGAGAGAUCUGGUGGCGGGGAGUUCACUGAAAACCAGUGCGAGAGAUCCCCAGUGGAUACAUUCCAGUUGUCCACGGGCUAAAUUAAACACGAUCCACGCCGGAUCGUUAUCUUCCCCACCUCCUUCCUCAACUCCUCCAGCCCCGGGAAUGAUUAUUCCUCUGCUCCUCUGCGUGACGUUCCUCGGCCUCGUCACACACCGCGAGCCGCCGCUCGGCGCGUGAAGCCUUCUUCGACACAGGAAUGUGCUGUAAAUACGGACCGCUAUUUUAAUGCACCUGCAGUUAACUUUAUUUAUUGUGCCAUUUGUCGCCCGAUUUGUGUAAUCAAUACGACUUAGUGUGCUUAAGCGUUUUGAGGACUAGCCGACCUUUGCCGAGUAGAUUUUCCAUGAUGUGCCUACUUAGUCAAACAGGAAACGAGCCUCCAGCGAGGGCCCUAUUUACAUAGAUCUCGUUAUUUCAAUUCAGUUUUCAAUUCAAUUCAGUUUAUUUGUAUAGCCCAAUUUCACAAAUUACAAAUUUGUCUCGGAGUGCUUUACAAUCUGUACACAUAGACAUCCCUGCCCCAAAACCUCACAUCGGACCAGGAAAAACUCCCAAAUAACCCUUCAGGGGGAAAAAAAGGGAAGAAACCUGCAGGAGAGCAACAGAGGAGGAUCCCUCUCCAGGACAUCCCUCAACAUGUACAUAUUGGCUCUACGCCACCACUGUCAAGUAUUUCUACUUUAAAGCACAAUAGAGGAAGUGUAGAUGUGAUAUUAACCCAAAGGGUCAGGGAAGAAGGUCCGAUGAUGAACUGAAUCACCAAAGUCAUCAAAAAAUAAGCUCACGAAUAACACAUGCGUCUGUGUCUGUAACUGUGAGCUAGUUUGCAUUUUUGUGUGAAUUAUUUUUGUUGGGGUGCCAAUAAGAUGUGAAUUAUAGAAUAUAGUUUCUGCCAUGAUGUUAACCAUAAUAAAAAACAAAUAUUGGGUGCUUUUA
Molecule: messenger RNA, 1837 nt
Organism: Pseudoliparis swirei
Lineage: Eukaryota; Metazoa; Chordata; Actinopteri; Perciformes; Liparidae
Gene: tspan2a
Product: tetraspanin 2a
Exons: 8
Coding region: 52-711 (219 amino acids)
Cellular component (GO): membrane
Source: RefSeq, a predicted model, not a curated record